AUGGACGACGAAGAGGAUGAGAUCCUCGCCGAAUACCCUAUUUAUUUAUCCACAGAACUCAGUCAAUAUCUUUAUCUCUUUCAAUAUCCCAUGCGAUCAACGCCUUUCAACAACAAAACAGGUCCUACAGCAGCACGUUUAAAGCCCAAAGCCAAAAUGGUCGAACUCGAUCUACCUCUCGAUACCCGAUCGCCGCAUUACAGCACAGAAAGAGGCGAAGAUUUUGCCAUGGGUCUCAAUGACAAGACAUUUAAAACCGCUUACGAUCGUCGUAUGGAAGAACACGAAGAAGAAUUGAGCGGCUAUGGCAGAUCGCGACAAACUAAAAAAGAAGAAGACGAACUCCUGGACAAAAUGACACUCACGUCCGUCCAAGUGCCAUGUCAAACAAAAUAUGCGAUUGGUGUCAUCCGCGACGAAGCACUUCACAUUACGCCGAUACGCACAACGAUCCAAUUGAGACCGGGAUUCAAAUACAUUGAUAAAAUUGACGAAAAGUGGAAAGCAGCCAACAAGCGUAUUCAGGAUGUAGAAAAACAAGAGGAAAAGAAACGUUCAACAGAGCCUGGCACGGUGCAAUCCGUGCAAGUGUCCUCUUAUCAAGCAGAGAAAGUCUGCGAGAAACUCUAUUGUUCGUCCAAGGAACCAUUGGAAUGUCUUACCACCAAAUCCAAGUACCUUGAACAGUUGAGCGGAAUAAAACUACCCUAA
Molecule: messenger RNA, 711 nt
Organism: Mycotypha africana
Lineage: Eukaryota; Fungi; Mucoromycota; Mucoromycetes; Mucorales; Mycotyphaceae
Product: DNA-directed RNA polymerase III subunit Rpc5
Exons: 2
Coding region: 1-711 (236 amino acids)
Biological process (GO): DNA-templated transcription
Cellular component (GO): RNA polymerase III complex; nucleus
Source: RefSeq, a predicted model, not a curated record